AUGGCCGAGGGCCAGCAGCAGACAGCGGUGUCUCAGCCGACUGCCCAGGCUACUCAGCAGUCUCAGAAGAUACCCGAUGUUAUUCGAGGGUAUCGUCCCUGCAAGUCCUUCAAAAGCUCAAAGUCAGAGUCCACCUCAAACUAUACUACCUCUCUAGACUUUGAUGACCAGGGCGACUUCGUAGUCGCUGCUGGUGACGACGAAACCAUUCAGAUCUUUGAUGUCAAAGAAGGCAAAUCCACCAAAUCGGUUCCUAGCAAGAAAUACGGUGUUCACCUCGCCCGAUUCACUCACCACUCUCGUCAGGUGCUGCAUGCCAGUACCAAGGUUGACCAUUCUUUGCGGUUGCUCGAUCUUCACAACGAAGGAUAUGUGCGGUACUUCUCCGGUCACACAGACAAGGUCACAAGUCUAGCAGUGUCCCCCGGCAGUGAUGCCUUUAUUUCUUGCUCCAAGGACGACACGGUCACCGUCUGGGAUCUCAGUUCCCGCAACCCACAGGGCAAACUCAAAUUGGCGACCCCAUACCUCGUGGCAUUUGACCCUUCGGCUUCGGUUAUCGCGAUUGCUUCACAGUCUACCUCCUCCGUCCUCCUCUACGAUUUCCGCAAUUAUGACAAAGCGCCCUUUUCCACCUUUGACCUCGCUCCGUUUGAGGAGAUUUACACCCCUUCGACUCGUGGACGUGCCUGGACUAAGCUAGAAUUCUCCAACGAUGGGAAGUUUUUGAUGGUUGGAACCGACUAUCAUGGACAUUACAUACUAGAUGCCUUUGACGGCACGGUCAAGGCUUUCUUGACUGGCAAAAGCGGACCAACUGGUCGCGCUGCCCCAGUGUCAACUACUGGCAAACCUCUGGGUCAAGGCGAUGCCUGCUUCACCCCUGAUGGACGGUUUGUGAUUGGCGGCAACGGAGAGCAGCAAGACGUGCUGGUGUGGGACCUCAAUGAAGUACGAGAGGGACGACACGACAAUGCCGCGUUACAGCCUACUGCCAGACUACCUCACCGAGGUCGGACUGCUCUCAUUGAGUACAAUCCGCGGUUUAACAUGAUUGCCAGUGCCGACAAGGACAUUGUGUUCUGGCUUCCCGACGAACCGCCCCGGCCAUCCGACAAGUAG
Messenger RNA from Penicillium cataractarum, 1122 nucleotides. RefSeq names its product WD-repeat containing protein SWD2. The transcript is spliced from 3 exons. Gene Ontology annotation, molecular function: chromatin binding; protein binding. The coding region runs from base 1 to 1122 and encodes 373 amino acids. Gene Ontology annotation, cellular component: Set1C/COMPASS complex. Lineage: Eukaryota; Fungi; Ascomycota; Eurotiomycetes; Eurotiales; Aspergillaceae. The record is from RefSeq and is a predicted model, not a curated record.